Leishmania braziliensis MHOM/BR/75/M2904 is the source of this 1155-nucleotide messenger RNA. RefSeq lists its product as hypothetical. Lineage: Eukaryota; Euglenozoa; Kinetoplastea; Trypanosomatida; Trypanosomatidae. The transcript has a single exon. The record is from RefSeq and is a predicted model, not a curated record. The coding region runs from base 1 to 1155 and encodes 384 amino acids.
AUGCAGCGCCUCGUGUUGUCACGGCGCAACCUGAAGGGCUGCAGCGACAUGUCUGCAAUUGUGGUCACGGAGGUGUUCGUCGGCGGUACCGGUACGCAACCUAAGGCGGAAGUCUUCGCGCAGGAUUUCGUGACGCAGGUUGUUUUGGUAAAGGAAGAGGUUGUGUACAUGAGGCUGAAGGCAAUGAAUACGUCCGCAGCACCGACACAGCUUUCCUCUCCGCCUCCACCGCCGCAUCAGACAGGCGAGUCGUCAACGGCCUGCGGUGCCAUCGUCGCUUGCAGCAAUCACCCCACCACACCAACCACCGCCGCUGCUCCGUUGUUCCCAAAGGAGGCUGCCCCAUCAAAAGACGGGAGCGAGUCCACGACCGUAACGCACUCUGCACUGAAGACGACUGUGCUGCCGCCCGCAGCAGUGAAGCAAGCAACGACCCAGAAGUCGACGAGCGACGGAACGGCCGCCGCAGCGGUACCGCCGACGGUGGAGCCGCUGGUGCCGAAGGCUGAGGCGCCGACGCAUCGACUGGGCUGGGGCCCCGAAGCGCACGGGCUGCUUCCUGACAAGUACAUGUCAGCUCCUGGCAAGCGUCCGCGGACAGUGCAACCCGAGCCAAGUACAACGACGGCGCAGACAGAGAAGUGGAGCAAGACGGAGUCGAGCACCAUUACUGUCGCUACUACUAGGAUGAGAGAUGGGGAGGAGUUGUUAGGAAAACAGGCUCUGGAGGCCAAGCGCCUAGGGUGGGGCCCCGAGGCGUCCAAGCACUUUGCGGACAACUACGUUAGCUCCCCAGAUAAGAUUGCACGUCUCCAGCGUGCGCAGAGGCAGGCUGUGAAAACGUCUGAGAAGAGUGCCGCUCCUGCACCGACUGCGAGGCUGACAAAGCCUGUGCUCAAGGCACCGGUGUCCCGCGCCCUUCAAUUCCCGAUGGCUAACGCCGAGGAGAGCCGUACCACAGUGGGCCACACCGUGGACGAUGCCAUCAGUGUUGACGAAACCUCGCCAACGGUGGAGCUUCCGAAGGGGUGGGGAAGGGAGUCGCUCAAGUUCUUUGACCCGAACACGUACUGCGACGACCCAACAAAGGCACGCCUGCUGCCGAAUACGGACUACUCGCGUUCGCGUCGCCACCGCCGACCGUCCACCCUCUAG